Molecule: messenger RNA, 913 nt
Organism: Eremomyces bilateralis CBS 781.70
Lineage: Eukaryota; Fungi; Ascomycota; Dothideomycetes; Eremomycetales; Eremomycetaceae
Exons: 2
Biological process (GO): mRNA processing
Cellular component (GO): THO complex part of transcription export complex
Source: RefSeq, a predicted model, not a curated record
GUUUGGACUGGAGUUUCAAGUUCGCGGCGUCGAGUUUCACUAUCAAUUCUUUUUCCAUAGCACGUCGAUAUUUCCACCAAUAUAAAACCAAAUUUGUACCUCGGUUGGAAGUGCCACCACAUUGGAAAUCGGAUUCGCCAUGGACGUCCCAAGCUAUGGCCUGUUGGACCAGGCGGAAGAAGAUGCCCUUCAUAAAGAUCGUCUGCUCCCGAUCGAACAAAGACCCUUCCAACGCAUUACCAAACGACUUCUCGCCGCCGAUUCCCCCAUCCGCUCACACCCCAAGCAACUCCCCACUCCUCCUCCCGACUCCACCGUUAUCGACGAAGCCGCCGCCGCCGCCGAAGCCCUUAAGCAACAGGAAUCCGAAGAACGGCGACAAUGGCGAGACGAAAUGCACCUCGACUUCGAGGCGCUCGAAGACAACAUGGUCCGCAUGCAACUUUUGCGAACCAGCAACUCGCGCGAACGCGAGCGGUACGCCACUGAGAAGCUCAAGAUCCUCGACACCGCGCAAGCCGUGCGAGAGAACACCGCAGACCUACGCAACCAGCUCGACGAGGCGCGCAAGACGCUAGCCCUCCGCAAAGAAUACGACGCGCUCACGGAGAAGAUCCACACGAACCGGAUGCUGCGGCCGCGCGACGACCAGCAGGCGCAGCUCGCGAAGCUGCGGGCUGAGAUCGGCGAGCUGCGAGGGGAGAGCGCGGAGUACGCGCGCACGUGGACGGAGCGGCGGGCGCAGUUCAUGCGGAUCGUGGGAGAGGGGAAGACGAUGUUGGGGUUGAUUCGGGAUGAGAAGGAGGAGGCGGAGCGGAAGGAAGGAAUGAUGGGGGGGGAAGAGGAGGAGGGGGAGGGGGAGGGGGAGGGCUCGCAGGGGAGUCGGAGUCGGGCGGGGACGCCGAGGGCGGAG